AACCGGUGGUGCUGCGGCUUCCACAUUGCUUGUUUUUCUUCUGAUAUGGCAGACAACCUUCAACAAGUAGAUACUGGUCGCUCUUCAACCAUUUCGUUCGAGGCAGUCAUGAAUUCGGCAAACUACGAGAAAAGCCCAGCAUCAAACUACCACAUUGAUGUUGAUGUCGAUCUUGUGGAGCGAGGUGUCUCCAGCACAUCUGGCCCAUUCGUUUGCCGGUUUGACUCCUCAAAGAAGACGGGCAAGAUACUCAUGCUGGUGUUCGACAGGCGUGGCAACUCGACAUUCAAAGAAAUGAAUCGACUGGACGCCCUGCGCAUCGCACAACAAGCUGCGGAACCUCAGACGGUGAAAGGAGUGAGGUCAGCACCAAAAUGCGAUGUUCAGCCUGUGCAUGCUCGAGACAUUCGCAGAAUGGUGAAUGCGUUCUCAUCAACGAACGAGCCGUCCAUUGAAAUUCGAAAGCAGGCGAUAUUUUUCAGUGCUGACCCUCUGCGCGCUAUUGUGCUGAGAGAUACGUGCCUUGUGUACGUUCCUGAUGGAGCAGACAGCAUGCUAUCCAUGCUCAAGCACUAUUUUGUGGUGAAUACUCGGGAUGACGAUGGUUCACCGUAUGAAUUCAGAGCGCUGGAAGCACUACUAGCCACACUUGCAAGAUACUUUCGAGCCCACUUCGACUCGGAGGAAGCUGAAGUGCUGAUCGAAAAUUACCUGCAAGAUAUUUUCUCCACUCGCACGACGGCCGAGCUGCUGCAACAUUGGAUCACCAACACGGAGAGUCUCGUGACACUCAAAUUCGACUCGAAGCGGAACUAUCUACUGAAAGCGCAGCUCAUCUUCUCACUCCUGUCUGUCAACAUAGCGGUGGGUACCUUGGUCUCGGGUAUGUUUGGUAUGAACUUGGCUUCAGGCGUGGAUACCGCCGAUUACUGGUUUUGGAGUGUCGUCGUCGCCAUUGUCGCCUUCUUCGUCAUCUCAAUGGGAGGAGGCGUACUGUUUUUCAAGCACAAAGGAGUCAUGCUAAUGUGA
Molecule: messenger RNA, 1029 nt
Organism: Phytophthora nicotianae INRA-310
Lineage: Eukaryota; Oomycota; Peronosporomycetes; Peronosporales; Peronosporaceae
Exons: 5
Coding region: 46-1029 (327 amino acids)
Biological process (GO): magnesium ion transport
Molecular function (GO): magnesium ion transmembrane transporter activity
Source: RefSeq, a predicted model, not a curated record